This is a messenger RNA of Cooperia oncophora, 327 nucleotides long. The record is from the annotation of a GenBank genome assembly. NCBI's taxonomy places the organism in Eukaryota, Metazoa, Nematoda, Chromadorea, Rhabditida, Trichostrongylidae.
AUGCCGUCGCACCUCGGACUGGGACUUUUCUGGCGUUUAGUUAUUUCCUGGCACUCCUUUCAUGCAACACUCGUCUGCCUAUUUAAGGAGCACAUCGAUCUUGGGAUCAAAUAUGAUCCAGCCAUUGGAAUCUAUGGCAUGGACUUCUACGUGGUGCUUGAUCGUGCCGGUCGCCGUGUGGCUAAGAGAAGACGCGCUCCGGGUCGUGUUGGACCGUCUCAUCGUGUGAGUCGCGAUGAAGCCGUCAAGUGGUUCCAGCAGAAGUACGACGGCAUUAUUCUUCCACCUCGGCCUAAGGUCAAGCGCACUGUCCAUCGUAGGCGCUGA